This is a messenger RNA of Pyricularia oryzae 70-15, 433 nucleotides long. RefSeq lists its product as uncharacterized. The coding region runs from base 1 to 414 and encodes 137 amino acids. NCBI's taxonomy places the organism in Eukaryota, Fungi, Ascomycota, Sordariomycetes, Magnaporthales, Pyriculariaceae. The record is from RefSeq and is a predicted model, not a curated record. The transcript has a single exon.
AUGCGGCCCUCGAAUAUUUUCACCACCACAACCACUACCCUGGCGUGCAUUUUGGGCGUCGCCGUUGCCGCACCGUCAGAUGGAAUAUGCACCACGGUCCAUGGUGGACAGACGUUCCAUAACGAGUUGCGGUGCAUCGCGGAAUUUUAUGAACAUGGAGACAUCUCUAAUUACUUUUGCCACCCCAAGUCCGAUGUGAAGCCUGGUGGCGUGAUUAAGUGCGUGUAUCGAGACCACCCGAUCGUCGUUAAAACAGGCCCGGGUUUCAAUUGGAAAAGCACUGCUGGUGAAAUGGAACAGCUAAAGCAGAAGGGGGUUGAACUCAAACUUCUAAGAAGAUGUAUGAGUGAGAGGCGCAACCCUUAUCCGCCAUACUCGUGGAACGCCGGGUAUGGUAUAGAACAGGCAGCUUGAAAAAUAAGUUGCAAGGGGC